Messenger RNA from Hippocampus zosterae (dwarf seahorse), 3328 nucleotides. It is a transcript of the gene csf3r, whose product is annotated as colony stimulating factor 3 receptor (granulocyte). The coding region runs from base 36 to 2495 and encodes 819 amino acids. Gene Ontology annotation, cellular component: external side of plasma membrane; membrane. The transcript is spliced from 16 exons. The record is from RefSeq and is a predicted model, not a curated record. Gene Ontology annotation, molecular function: cytokine receptor activity; protein binding. Gene Ontology annotation, biological process: cytokine-mediated signaling pathway. Lineage: Eukaryota; Metazoa; Chordata; Actinopteri; Syngnathiformes; Syngnathidae.
UGUCGCCUUCGCGCCUGUGGAAUGGUGUGGCCGCCAUGGCAGCCGCUUGGAUGUCGGUACUUGUCGUGAUGGCGGUUGUCAACGCGGCGGAAGGCGGGGAUGAGCGGCGAGCGUGCGCCAGCGUCCACGCUUCCAGUUCGGUGGUGACCGUGGGCUCGCCCGUCACGGUCACCUGCGUCGUCCGCGACGACUGCCCCGCUCUGGCCGGACGCCGAGUCCAAUUGCGACUGGGCGAGCGGGUUCUUCCCGGCGCGAUUGAGGCGGCCGACGGGAGCGCCAGAGCCUACCGGCUGCUGAUCCCCGCUUUCAACCACAGUCGGGCCACCCUCACCUGCUGCCUCCGGGACGCGCCGAGUCACGUCAUCGCCGGCCUGGAAAUACAAGCCGGAUAUCCACCUCCGGCGCUCCAGAACCUGAGCUGUCAGGCCAACCUGUCCGCCCACGAGAGCCUGACAUGUAAGUGGGAAACGAGCCCGCCGGACUCGCACCUGCCCACAAAGUAUAGCCUCCACACGCACAUCGGUGAUCUAAAGUGGAGCCACGCCUACGAGCUGCCGCCGGGGGUCCGCAGCUACACCAUCCCUCGCGCCGGCUUCGUCUUCUUCUCAGAGAUGGAGAUCUACGUGAAGGCCGUGAACGCGCUCGGAGAGACGAGCUCCUCGCGCUUGAGUUUGGAACCCGUCAGCUCAGCCAAGUUUGACCCGCCAGAGAUCGUGAAGCUGCAAGCGUGGCGUCCCGGCUGCCUGCGGCUAAAAUGGGACUUUUCCCGCUUCCAGGACUGGAUGAGGGACUUUGUCAGUCUUCAAGUCCGACUCAAGACGGAGGCGAGCGGCUGGUGGACCGAGCGACCGAUCCUGGACCGGGCCAUGCCCCAGAGGUACGUCUACCAGUGCGGUCUGCUGCACGGGACGCAUUACGUCGCCCAGAUCAGAGUCCGAUACCGGCAAAGCCCCUGGAGCGAGUGGAGCGACGGCCGGCCCGCGUUCACCCUGGAGACCGCUCCCACCGGAGCGCUCCACACGUGGAUGCGGGUUACCGGCCAUCUCUUGCACAACCAACUCCAAAUGCUCUUGUUUUGGAAGCCGUCGGCACGAUUCCGAGCCAACGGCCGCAACCUGUCCUACGUGGUUUCGGCACUGAGGACCUCAAAUAAGAGGGGGAAACUGUGCGCCACGGCCGGGAGCCACUGCACCUUCCGCGUUCCCAGGAAAGCCAGGAAAGUGUACCUCGUGGCUCUGAACGCAGCCGGAAGGUCCGGCCCGACGUCGGUCCCCAUCUACCACGCCAUAGCUGGAGAGACCGUACCCGAAGUUCGCGCCGCCGCCGCCGGCGACGGGUCCGUGCUGGUCCGAUGGGAAGACGUGCCGUCGCCCGCUCUUAUCGAUUACGUGGUGGAAUGGAGACCCCUGUUAAACCACGACCUGUCCCUUGUUGGCUUUGAGACUGCCAGACGGAAUCUCUCCACCCUUGUCGUGACAGGCCCCUUGGAGCCGUACAAGCCCUACGGGAUCUCCGUGUAUCCCAGAUUUAAGCAGGGCAUCGGCCCGCCGCGGACGGUUCAGGCCUACUCGCUGCAAAAGGCUCCAUCUGAGGUCCCGAAGAUAAGAAUUAAGAAGAACUGGCAGUACCAUGUGGAACUGGCCUGGGAUGAAAUACCGUUGGAGCGGCGCAACGGGAUCAUUCAAAGCUACAAAUUGUUUUACUGGGACCAGACCGGAAGGGUGCACGUGGCCACGGGAGAGCCGGAGGAGCGCAAAGUGGUCCUGACGGGCCUCGACUCCAAGUCUGUUUACGAUGCCGUCUUGAUGGUCAGCACGUACGGCGGAAGCCGCAACGGGUCCACGGUUCACUUUGACAUCAAAGAAAUGGAUCCCGUCUCUUCUGUGAUCAUCCUGGUGGCCACGUGCGCUUGUUUGUGUCUGCUGAUCAUUUUUCUGGUCAAGACUUGUUCCUCCGAGCAUAAUCAGCUGAAGGUGCGUUUUUGGCCCGACGUUCCCGAUCCUGCAAACAGCAGCAUCAAAAGUUGGACCUCGGAAUGCACGCAGGAUAUUCGGUCUUCGUGGGACUUUGAGGAGCCAAAUCCAAUGUAUCUCUCCCAUCUGAGCUUCCUGGAGCUACCCCGGAAGCCCGGCAAGGAAGAAGACUUCACCGCUUGGUUGAACAACGCAGAGGACACCAGCGACCUGGGGGAGUCCAUCUGCGGCUCGCCUUUCCUCCCCGGUUUGACCUCUUCCAACGACGACUCGGUGCUCUACGCCACCGUCAUCUUCCCUGCCCAGCAGCCUCACGAGUACCUGCGCUCUGAGUCCACGCAGCCUCUCUUGGGGUCGGAAGAGAGUCCCAAGUGUUACCAGAACGUCGACGCGACCGAAGGCUCGCAGUGCUUCUUUGGACCGUGCAUGCCCGAAGAGGACGACGACAACGACGCCUCUGCCGCCAUCCAGUGGGAGGACUUUCCUUUUCUUAGAGCGUUAGCCAUGAAUGACACUCAGUGAUGUCUAAUGUUUCAUUUGACUUGUGUGGUCAUGUGAAGUACAGCUGUGCCUUGACUUGCAGAUAUACAGAAAGUCUGUUUCUCAAAUCAUCUCUCCCUAUCGACAUGAAGUGAAAAUGACAUUAAUCCGUUCCACCCCAAAACCCCAAUUAAUUUCCGGGACCUGACCUCGCCUCACGGUACAGUGGGGCAGGGUUUGAUCCUGGCCCUGGCCUUCCUGUGUAGAGUUUGCAUGUUCUCCCUGUGCCUGCUUGGCUUUUCUGCGGAUCCUCCGCUUUCCUCCCGCAUUCCCAAAACAUGCAUGGCAGGUUCAUGGAACACUUGAAAUUGUCCUCGAGUGUGAUUGUGAGCGCAAAUGGCUUCUUUGACUGCGUGUGCCCUGCGAUUGGCUGGCAAACGGUUCAGGUUGUACGGCUGGGAUAGGCUCUGGCACGGCCGCGACCCUUGUGACGAUAAGAGGAUUAGAAAACGGAUGAAUUCAACGGUUUGUUCAUGAUGAUUUCAUGCUGCCGUGUUGCUUCUCGAGGCACCGUGCCACCAGGGGGCAGUAUCGUGCAGGCAGAUUUAGUGGGUUCACGGAAGUACAUCUUAGCAGCUAUGCUUCCGUAGUACAGCAUUUGUCGUUUUUUUUUUUUGCAGGGGAUAAAAUAAAUGCCCGUGAGUGUUGUAUAAUCUGACUGUGUUUCUACUGGUUGUGUUAUUAAUAUCAGUGGGUUCAAGGUAAAACGAUACGAGUUUUAUAAUCAUCUGAAAAAAAACUUUGAUUAUACAUUCAUUGGUGUCCAUGUUUUACCUCACUUUAUACAGGAAUAAAUGUAUUUGUAUUUUUACGCA